Molecule: messenger RNA, 1608 nt
Organism: Mus caroli (Ryukyu mouse)
Lineage: Eukaryota; Metazoa; Chordata; Mammalia; Rodentia; Muridae
Gene: Ebag9
Product: estrogen receptor binding site associated antigen 9
Cellular component (GO): secretory granule
Source: RefSeq, a predicted model, not a curated record
GCCGAGCGUGGCUUGGAACCGGCUCGUCCCUGUCCCCUCGCUAUGCUGCGGUCCCGCACGGGCGACCCGCCUGGGAGCUGCCGACCCGGAAAAGCCCCACGUUCAGUCUUUCCCAAGGGCAAUGUGCCGCCUUCCUGCCCUCCUCUACGGGCCUCGCACCUCUCGGGGCCGAUCUGCCCAACAUCCAAACCCCAUCCCACCCGGCUCCCACCUUCAGCAGUUUAGAGCGCCUCACAUGCCGCCCGCCACCGGGCGUGGGAUUGCGUAACCAGAAAGCUCGCGUGUGUGUUGUUUUGCUCAUCUGUGCAGUGGGUAUGAUUUUUUUUCCGCCAGCAAGUUCUAGGUUCUCAUUUUCACCAUGGCCAUCACUCAGUUUCGGUUAUUUAAAGUUUGUACCUGCCUAGCAACAGUGUUCUCGUUCUUAAAGAGAUUAAUAUGCAGAUCUGGCAGAGGAAGGAAGUUAAGUGGAGAUCAAAUAACUUUGCCCACUACAGUUGAUUAUUCGUCUGUCCCUAAGCAGACAGAUGUGGAGGAGUGGACUUCGUGGGAUGAAGAUGCACCCACCAGUGUGAAGAUCGAAGGAGGGAAUGGGAAUGUGGCUCCUCAGCAGAACUCUUUGGAACAAUUGGAACCUGACUACUUCAAGGACAUGACACCAACUAUACGGAAAACUCAGAAAAUUGUCAUUAAGAAGAGAGAACCAUUGAAUUUUGGUGUCCCAGAUGGUAGCACGGGUUUUUCCAGUAGAUUGGCAGCUACACAAGACAUGCCUUUUAUUCAUCAAUCUUCAGAAUUAGGUGACUUAGAUACAUGGCAAGAAAAUACCAAUGCGUGGGAAGAGGAAGAAGAUGCAGCCUGGCAAGCAGAAGAAGUUCUGAGGCAGCAGAAAAUUGCAGACAGAGAGAAGAGAGCAGCAGAACAACAAAGGAAGAAAAUGGAGAAGGAAGCGCAACGCCUGAUGAAGAAGGAGCAAAACAAAAUCGGUGUGAAGCUUUCCUAACACAGGCUUUGCUGUGACCGUNCCAGUAGGAGAAGUCUGGGCCCACAGCCUACACACAAGCAUUUGUAUGGACUGGACAGUAUUUUCAGAAUACAAAUACUCUGCUUGAUCUUAAUGUGUUUAUUGAGCUAUUCAGGACACCAGGAUUCUCCCAUAAUACCUUGAACUAUUAGUAAUCAAGACUCAAAACACAAAAAUAAUGAGACAAUUAUUUUCUUCAAUGUGUUCCAAAUAUAAGACAAUUGUUUGCUGUAGAGAAGUUAUUUCAGGAGGAAUAUACCUGACAAGUACCUCUCAAGCUAGUGUUUCUAGCUGAAUGAAUGGCUGUAAAUAAUUGUAUGGUGGGAAACUACUCUGCUAUCUAUUAUGCUUUUGUUCAUCGUGCAUAAUUAUAAAAUAAUUUUAAUAAUCUUUUGUUUCCAUGAUCACUUGAUGUAAAUUAGGCAAACUGUAGGUAGGGCUUUAUACCCUUCUUAAUUUUGUUUUCAGGUACUGUUGACAUACAUUUUCUAUAAUUUGAACUGGCAUUGUUUGGUACAACAUUAAGGAAUAUGAUAAUUUGGGUUUUUAAGAAAAUAACAUUAAAUGCAAUAAUUUUAUUUAUCAAA